UUGUUGUUGCCUCCCCCCCUCCCUUCCUGUUCCUAACGGGAGAUGCGAGAUCUGUCACGGAUGUGCUGAAGCCUAACUCUCUCUCUGGCCGCCACUGUGAUCAGUAGUCGUGGGAGCUUUUCUGUGAGAAUGGUUGUUAUAUAUCCUUAAACAUCUGCAUUUCAUUAUGCUGGUUGAAAGUUUAACCGCUUUCUGAGCAUUCUAAAAGACUCCUUAUACAUCUUCAAAUCCAUAUUUUACCAAAAAAUGUCACACUUUUAAUAAGUUUAUACAAUAAUUUUGAUCCUUUCACUCGCCGCGAUCGACGGGCUAUUGUGAAUUAAGAUAUCGAAGUAUUGAUCCCUAGUGCUGGUAGAUAUGUCUCGAAUAAUUACUGUUGGUAAACCAUUUUCAUAUGAAUCAUCAUCCCUCAAAACGCCCACUUUUAAAGAAAUAUCUCCAGCACCAUGUUCUUAUGAUAGUACAAAAGAUGAAACUCCACACCCGCCGAUCCUUAUGGAUGAGUUCGGCCAAACACCAGAUCACUAUUACUUGGCUAGAAAACCUCCACCCUCAUUUUUCCAGGUUAAAAGAAAACUUGAUUUGCAUUCUGUGGGAUCUUCUAAAGGUGAAAGUAAACGACCAGCCAAAACCAGACAGAAAAAUAAAGCCACUGUUUCUGAAAAACCUAAAGGUCGAGCUGCUGUUGAGAAACAACGAUAUGAUACAUCUCUAGGACAACUUACAAAAAAAUUUCUGAAAUUAUUAUCUGAUGCUACAGAUGGAAUUCUGAAUUUGAAUACAGCUUGUUCUCUGUUGGCUGUUCCCAAAAGAAGGCUUUAUGACAUUACCAAUGUUCUAGAAGGUGCUGGUUUAAUUCAGAAGAAAUCAAGGAACAACAUUCAGUGGAUGGGUAGAGUUUCUUCACCAUGUGCAAAUGCAGUAAAAUACGAGCUUGAAAGAGAAAUUGAUAUACUCGAAGCCAAAGAGAAUAAACUGGAUGAGCUAAUUUAUUAUAUGAAAUCACAAAUGAAUACUGUUUUAGACGAAGAAGCUAAUUAUCGUUAUGUCACUUGUGAAGAUUUAAAGAAUAUUGAAGAAUUUUCCCAGAAAACUGUAAUAAGUGUUAACACAACUCCUUCUUCUGAGAUUGUUGAGUCAAAUGAGAAAACAUUGGUGAUUAAAAGCAAAUGCACAGAAAUAGAAGCAUAUUUACUUUGCAAUGAUGUUUCACUUGCAAAUCUUAUUCACCCAAAGGCUCUUUUCAAAGAAAAUUCUUAUCAAAUAAAAAUUGAAAACAAUAUUUUAGAAGAUAAUGGACCAGACACAUCCAAUGAGACGUUAUAUUUAAAUGAACAUGAUAUUUUAAUUAGGAAUCCAAUGGAAGUGUAUAAUCCAAUGUGUUCUGGUGCAGUGUGGUCCCAUGGUGAUACUGUUAUUAAAAAUGCAUUCAUUACUGAGGAAGAUGACAUUGCUCCAAUGGGCAAGAAUUUCCUUCUGCAGACUGAAGAUCAAGAUCUUGAUUUACCAUUGUUUUCACUUCUUGAAACACCUAUGGAUAACUAUUCAUUUUCUUUAGAUGAUGGCGAAGGUAUUACAGAUCUGUUUGAUUGUGGUUUUUCAUGUCCUUGAUUUAUGCUUCUGUGCAAAUGGCAUGGAUCAACUCUUGUGUUGAAAGCUUAUUUUAUGAAAGACAUUUCUUUAAUAAAACAUGUUUAAAUUAAAAUAUUAUUACUUUAUGGAAAACUGUUAUGAUUUGUUGCUAUUGCACAUGAUUUUUAAAUAUCAGAUUUUUUAAUUUCUGAAAUUCUCACAAUUAGUUAUUUCUGUAGUACUACCACAUGUAUCAUCUUGUGGAACAAUGCCUAUUUCAGUGUUUGAAAGCAUAUUUUUAAAUAAAUCUGGCCUUUAAAAAUAUUGUUUCAAUCAGUUGUCAAUUGUUGCUUAUAAUAAUUAGUAUGGAUAUUUACUGUUUCAUAGUCUAUUGAGAAUAUGUGCCUUUUCACAAUAUCGAGAUUUUUCAUUAUCUGCAAUAAAAAUAAUUUUUUUAAUUGCAUUGAAAAUGUGCUCUUUCCAUGUUACAACUCAUCAUGUCAUCUUUGUAUAUAAGGUUUUAUGUUAAAAUAAAUGGAGUGUUCAUCAGGUUAAAUGUAUUUUUUGUAAUGUGUUCAAUUUGCCAAAUAUAAGCUACAUAUAGUCUUCAAUAUUAGUUUGUACCUAACUUCCAUCAUUUUAUUAUUUCAUUUAUGCACUGUUAGUACUUCAUGUAAUAUCCAAUACUCAGCACAUCUUAAGCAAUUCAUAGUUUAUAUAUCUUUUUGUAGUAUUGGUGUAUAUUAGGAAAAUACUUCAUAUGCACCUGGAUAUAUGUAUUUUCAUGUAUUCUAGUUAAGUGUUUAACUUUAUUUAUGUACAAAUUUAGAAUUAUGCAUUGUAUUUGAUUUUAUUUUCUUGUAAUAUUUAUGUGAAAUUUUUCUUAUUUAAGGGGUCUUAUAUGCAAUAUUCAUGUAACGAGUUUACCUAUUUCCUCUCUGCUAAGUGUCAAAGAAUUAUUUAGUCUUUUCUUUAUAUACUUCAAAAUUUAAUUUAUAUUUGAAUUAUAACCCUGUUUAAUUUUGAAGAACUAUAUACAUUCAGUUAAAUAAGACAACUGAAAUUUCGUAUUUUAUAUUGCAGUGAUAUAUGUGUGAAAGUACAGUUAACUUUCAGAUUGCAUUGGAUUUUCUUUUUGUUUGUUUAAAUUUUUGCAGAAUGUGAAUAAUUUUGAUCAGUUAUUGGUAUGACCCAAAAAGAAAGAUUGAUGGGGGAAACAUGUUUAUUGAAAAUUCUCUCAAAAUAUUUUUUAUUGAAAUCUUCCCCUUUGGAAUUCGGAAAUUUAAACAUUUCUUACCCCAAAAGAUAUAGGAUAUUAAUUUAAUUGAAAUUUUUAAAAAUAGCACUACAGUUUAAACAAUGAUAUUUUUAUUGAAUUUGUUUUUAAUACUCGGAGACUAUUGUAGUAAUUUUUUUUUAAAUAUGAUGGAAACUGUGUGGAGAAUAGUUUAAAAUUUCCUUUUCUUUAUUUAUAUUUUAGUUGACGCAAUUUAUAACUUAAAGGAGAGUGUUCAGAUUUUUAUUUAUGUAUUUGUUAAAGUUGUAAAAUGUUAAGUGUUUCCUAAUAGUCCAACUAUAAAGUUUGUAUAAUAAUAUUAUAAAUGGUAUAUAAUGCUACUUACAAUAUGCUUACAUGCCAAAGUUACUUUUUAUAAGUCACGUUUGUAAGUUUUCCUGUUUCUCUGACCCUUUCGUGUUGAACUUCUUAAUGAUUUUCAAGUUUUUUACAGAAUAAUUUAAAAUUUGAUAUUAUGAAAUGAUAUUGAUAUACUACUUGUGUAACUGGUAUUCAUAGUGCUUUACAACGCCUGGAACAUAAUGGGUAUUUGUUUAACAGUAUACCCAUAUUUAAUCAGUUGUCCAGUGACUGUAGAGAUACAUAUUCUUACUACUUCAUUAGCAAAUUGUAAUACCCGUUGAUAUAUUCAUUCAUUAUAUUAAUUAUUUUUAUAAGAAUGUAUUGAUAGUGUUGAACAGAUGUUUUCAGCUCUUAGCGACAGCUCUUAAGAUCUGUGAAAGUCAAUUCUUAGUAACUACUUUAAAAAGCGAUUUCAAUACAUUGCAUUCAACUAAUUGAUUCUUCAUUUUAAUGUGAAAUUAAAAAAAAAAAAUAAAUUACUGUAAAUAUUGAAAUUAAUGGUGUCAUGGACAUUUAAUAAAAGUCGUGACUAUUUAAAUGGGGCGUCUUUUAACUAAAUAUUUUAAUUAAUCCUAUUCAAUUAUUAAUUUCAAUUUUUAGAUGAUAUCUAAUAUAGCGUUCCUUCUGCAAGUGGAAUAUUUGUUUUUCUCUUAAGUAUACUAAAUAUUAACUGUAAACAGAAUUCGCUUUCCGUCCGUAUCUGAAAAAUUUAGUGAUAUUUUGGUAAUUUUUAUUUUAUAACUUAAUGUUUGUUUCUGUUUUUGAGCAUUACUUUUCUUUUUUCUUCUUCACAAUAUAUAUACUUAUUAUAUUCUAGUCAUAUGUUUCCGUAGGUUUUUUUUAUUCAUGCCAUUUAAAUAAUUAUAAAAAUUAAUGUUCUUAUUAAAGAUUUACAAAUUUUGUAUCAAGAUAAUUAAAUUAUCUUGCUUAACAAAUAUUGCCUUAUCAAUGAUAAUGCUAUAUUAUUAUUAGUAAUUGUAUGUGAUAUAAAUAUUCCUGUUAUAAAGUAAUUGAAAUCUUAGUUUGCAAUCAAUUCAAGAAGCAAAUAAUUGAACAUUUGUAUACCUAAGACUUAUUUAUUGAAGACUAAAUUAUAGUGUAACUAUUACAUUUUCUGUCAAUCUCUAAUGUAAUAUAUGGGAAGUUAUUGCUAACCAUUGUUAAGAAAGUUAUGGGGGAAAAAACGAGAUUUUUCUUUAUUAUCUGCAUUCAAGCUUUUUCUGUUGAUUAAUUUCUUCGUGUUAUUUAUCCAUAUUUAUGUUUUGAUUGUCCUGAUCAGAUGAGAUAAAUGAAUUGUCAGUAGCUGUUUUAUUUUCGAGUUAUUUUACUUUUCAAAAAUUAAUGGCAAAAUUCUCUGCUAGUAAUACUGAAUUUUCUGAUAGGACAGUAUGAAUACUCAUUUGUAUAGUUUAACCAAGUAUUGAAAUAACCAUCGGGAUGUUAUUAUUCUGUGGAUGCGUUUAAUAAUUUUACUUUAUAAAAUGGAAGGAAACAGCAUAUUAUAUAUAUUUUUUAAUUUUGUAUACUUAAAAAUUCUGAAGGAAGGUAAAUAUAUUACUAUGCUUAUUAUGUGCAAUUGUCCUGAUAUUGGUUCAGCAUAUAUUUGGGUUAAGUGUUUAUGUGUAUUUGCGCUGCAGCUCGAAGGAAAAAAAAAGAGACUCAUUAACUUAUUUUAGUACUUAAAGGAAAUUUCUUGUUGAAACGUCUUUAAAGUUAUCAUAUUUCUAAAAUAAUGGUUUUGUCAUGAAAGCAUCUAAACGUUAAAAUUAGUUGUUUAAAACUUCCGGUGAAAUUUGCUGCAUUACUUCUACAAGAGUAAUUAUAUUUAUUUUCUCUUCCAUGUUCCCGAGUUUUAAGAAUUGACAUUAUUUAUGUGCAAACGGGGCUGUUGCAUUUGUAUUCAUGGUUAUGUGCUCUUUGUGUUUAACAAACAGUCUUAAGUGCAUAGAUUCUUUUGCAGCUUUAUUAUAUUUGAUUUAUUAACAUGAUAAUGAAGUGUUUUUAUGAUUUUUUUUUGUUCUGUUUUAAAUAUUUCCCAAGUAUUGCUAUUUUUCGAUUACACAACCUUCAUUAGUCUGUGGGGUUUCGUUUUGUGUUUGUAAGAGGCAGUAAAUGUCUGCUGAACUUCCAUUUUACUUAUAUGUUAAGUUAUUGUUAUUUGUUAAAAGGUAAAAUAAUUGAAUGUAUUUUGUGUUGAGUGAUUGUUUUGUACAGAUUGUACCAUUCAUGAAUAUUUGUUGCCAUUUUUAUAAUGUAAGUUUUAAUCCUCCAUCAUUUAGCUUUUUCCAAAAGUUUCAUCAUUUAAAAAAAUUUAUGCAAAUGAUUAAUGCGGGUUUUUUAUUGGGAAGAGUAAUUUUAAAAGUUCUGCAAUAUAUAAAAUUGUAUUUUUAAAAUUACUGUAAGGAAUGGAACCAUUUUUUACAAUAAAAAUCUGUUAUUCAUAUUGACUGUUUCCUUUGUUCUCACAACUAUUUUUUUACUCUGUACAUAUUACAUUGUAUUUUAGGGUGGUGGGUAGGUGAUUUUUGCCACUUUAAAAUUGAAAGUUUAAUUUGAAUUUUAUUGCUUGAAGAUAAUCAUGUUCUGAUUUCUUUUUAGAAGCAAAUAAUUGAUAUUGUUUUCUUAAAUGUGUUAGUUAUAAGCAAUAUGUUCACAAGGAGGAGAAAUUAAUACAUUUAACUAUUGCAUUUACAUUUUUUUUCCAAGU
Molecule: messenger RNA, 5918 nt
Organism: Argiope bruennichi
Lineage: Eukaryota; Metazoa; Arthropoda; Arachnida; Araneae; Araneidae
Product: transcription factor E2F2-like
Exons: 9
Coding region: 358-1611 (417 amino acids)
Biological process (GO): regulation of transcription by RNA polymerase II
Cellular component (GO): RNA polymerase II transcription regulator complex
Molecular function (GO): protein dimerization activity; RNA polymerase II cis-regulatory region sequence-specific DNA binding; DNA-binding transcription factor activity, RNA polymerase II-specific
Source: RefSeq, a predicted model, not a curated record